This is a messenger RNA of Cyprinodon variegatus (sheepshead minnow), 2636 nucleotides long. RefSeq names its product choline kinase beta (gene chkb). The coding region runs from base 88 to 1542 and encodes 484 amino acids. The transcript is spliced from 11 exons. NCBI's taxonomy places the organism in Eukaryota, Metazoa, Chordata, Actinopteri, Cyprinodontiformes, Cyprinodontidae. Gene Ontology annotation, molecular function: choline kinase activity; ethanolamine kinase activity. Gene Ontology annotation, biological process: CDP-choline pathway; phosphatidylethanolamine biosynthetic process. Gene Ontology annotation, cellular component: cytoplasm. The record is from RefSeq and is a predicted model, not a curated record.
GUCCGCUUUGACUUUACGGAUGUUACUGCUGGCUGCGCUUGCUAGGGUAAUAAAAAGUCAUCAUACUUAAAGCCGUUUAGCACCUCCAUGCGGUUCAGGUUGUCCAGUUAUGUUCGGCUCUUCCGAUUAAGCAGCUUUACCAGUGACCUGAGUGUGUCAGCGAAUCCGUCCCGCCACCGCACCAUACCGACAUUUUACGGUGGUGUUCAGAUACUCAUCACCCGGAAAGUCACGAUGCAAGCGAACCACCGGAAUAGUGGCGGCGCGGAGGGCUCGGACGGAGGGGAUAAACCGGGGCCAGCGCUCCGCGGCAGUUAUAUUACCAGCCCGAGCCAAUCCUCAGGAGACGCCGGGUUUCCGGUGGAGAAGAAGGGAGUAGCGAGCUCCCUUCUGUUAAAUGAGAGACAUCUGAGGUGCCCGAGUCCUCUGGUGGAUGACGACUCGGAAGCUGAGGCUUUCCGGGAUGGGAGAAGCGAGGAAGUCGACCGGGAAACGAAAAGCAGGGCCUUUUUAUGGUGCAGAGACUUUUUGUCUGGAUCCUGGAAAACAGUCCAGGAAGCGGACUUUCAAAUUAGUAUUGUCAGUGGCGGAUUGAGUAACCUGCUGUACCUGUGUAGUUUGCCGGACCAUGUCCAAUGUAUGGGAGAAGAACCUCGUCAGGUGCUCCUGAGAGUCUACGGUGCCAUCUUACAGGGUGUGGAUUCUCUGGUACUAGAGAGUGUGAUGUUUGCUAUUUUAGCAGAGCGAACUUUGGGUCCAAAACUUUAUGGCAUCUUUCCAGAGGGACGCUUGGAACAGUACUUACCGAACACCCGGAUGCGAACAGAACAGCUCUCCGAUCCCGUCAUCUCGGCUGAGAUUGCCACCAAGGUGGCACGCUUCCAUAAUAUGGUUAUGCCCUUUAACAAAGAGCCCAAGUGGCUGUUUGGGACCAUUGACAAAUACAUGGAUCAAGUGAUGAAAAUUAAAUUUGUGCGUGAAGCACAUGUGAAAAAGUACAAGAAACUGGUGACCUUUGACCUGGCUGCUGAGCUCAAGAGUCUCCGUUCAUUGCUGGCAGCAACUCCAUCUCCAGUGGUGUUUUGCCAUAAUGAUGUCCAAGAAGGAAACAUCCUAAUGCUUGAGGACAGGGGCAGCUCAUCGACAGAAAGACUUAUGCUGAUAGACUUUGAAUACAGCAGUUACAAUUAUAGGGGUUUUGACCUUGGGAACCAUUUUUGUGAGUGGAUGUAUGAUUACACACAUAACGAGUGGCCGUUUUACAAAGUUACACCCGAGAACUUCCCAACCAGAGAGCAGCAGCUGCAUUUCAUCCGAAGUUAUUUGGCAGAACAACAUCGCCACUCCAACAGUGACCUGGACCAGAGACAGAUUGAAGAGGACAUGAUAAUUGAGGCAAACAGAUAUGCAUUAGCAUCACAUUUCCUUUGGGGGCUGUGGUCCAUCAUUCAAGCUAAGAUAUCCAAGAUUGAGUUUGGAUAUAUGGAUUAUGCUCAGAGCCGAUUUGAUGCCUACUUCAAGCAGAAAAGGCUCUUCUCCUAAAUCCCUUGGAUCAGAAAAGCAGAAUGUACUGUCUUGAACUCUUUUAUCAUCUUUCCAGCUCUGUUCAUGCUUAUGCAAAGACUUGAUAUGCUCUAUUUUAAUGUCUGAUUGUAGUUCGUCAAUGUAAAAAAAAAAAAAAUGCUUUUAAAAGAUGCACAAAUUCCGCUUCUGGGCUGGAACAUUUACCUUUUAAGAGCCUCUGUUCUGUGGACCACUUUGUGACCUCUCUGCAUGUUUAAUCAUUUUGCUGUGUUCUCCGCAUGUCAGAGGUCAGAGGUCACUGAAUGUCAGAGAAUUACGGUCUUCACCUGGAACUGAAAUUUGAAUCAAUUUUGGAACAAAUCCAAACUACAGAGUUUCUGAAGUGGAAAGCUUUUGUGUAACCCUUUACUGUAGAGUUUUUACUAAUUCUACCUCAUUUUUCUUAAUGUCCACUCCACAAUAGGAUGUAUACAUUCUUCAUUAAUUCCCUCCAGACUGACUUUCUUGUGAGUUAAACACUCCAUGUGCUAUCUGUUGAUAAAAUCCAGAUAUUCUUAUCCAGUUAUUCCUCAGAACUCGGUAAAAUAUUAAAACCCAUUCAUUUUAAGCACACAGUAAAAUAAGGGCUAUUUCCUACAGCUUCACAGUUGUAAACAGCACUGCUUGUGAAACCAUGAGAGGAAUUGUAACGUUUACAUUAACUUUAUCCUCGUUGUUUGUUUUCUUCAACACUCACAGCAGUUACUAAUAGAUGGUUUCUGCUUUACAGCCUUCUGUCAUGCUUAAAGUAUUUAUGCAUUUUUUUUGUUAGUAUCAGCUAGUAAUAACAGUUCAUGAACUCAAUUUCAUUUUCAACACCAUCUUUCAGGGUUGAGAUGCAUUGGAAUAUGAAGGAGGGUUUCCAACUUUCUGAAUUGUUUCUGAAAUUGUCUCUAAAAAGUGUUUUUUUUUUUUUUUUUUUUUUGACUGAACAUAGACCUGUGAAUUUUAAUGAUAUAAUUUAUGUGUCCGGUUUUAUUUAAAACUUUUCCUUUUGCAGUGUCACCCUAUAACUACUUGUCUGGAUAUUUUUCUACUAAUAAGAAAAAAAAUCGUAGUAUUAAAGGUCUUUG